Molecule: messenger RNA, 2093 nt
Organism: Bombyx mori (domestic silkworm)
Lineage: Eukaryota; Metazoa; Arthropoda; Insecta; Lepidoptera; Bombycidae
Gene: gfzf
Product: glutathione S-transferase unclassified 1
Exons: 7
Coding region: 1265-1966 (233 amino acids)
Biological process (GO): glutathione metabolic process
Molecular function (GO): glutathione transferase activity
Source: RefSeq, a predicted model, not a curated record
GUAGCUGCUCUUGAAUAGUAGAGCGCUGUUCGGAUUAUCGAUGAUCCUGCUCUCACGGGUCAUUUGGAAACUCUGGCUUUAUGGAAGAAAGACUUUGGCGCUCUGAGUAUUUCGUUCCAUAUUUUAUAUACAGAGUUCUCUGAAAAUUUGUUUGAAAGGAUUCCAGCAUCUCUUUUUUGCCGCACAAUCGGAGCACAGUUCAUUACUAUUUGGACUGCUAUAUUGCCUGUAUGCUUAAAGUAUAAGGUAAAAGAAAUGUUGGUUAUGUUUCUCAAUUACCCAUUCAAAAUGAGAUACAUUGUUGAUGGUCAAAAAUACAUACCUUCUUUUUUUCUCUCCACCUUAUUCCAAUAGGUGCGGUCGGCACAGCAAUUUUUUCUCUUCCAUUUUUCUAUCAGCCGUCUCGUCUCUCAUCUCGUCAUUCACACACUCCAUCCAUGUCUUCUUCGGUCGACCACUUCCUUGCACUACCACUUCCAUACAUCUCCUAGUCCCAUGCAUCUUCUUUCAUAUCAUCUUCACAUCAUCUUCAGCGGUGAUGGUCAAAAACACCCGAGGAAAAAAAUACAGUAGUUACAGGUUAUAUUCCGCGGACGAGAUUGUGGUUUUAUUUAAUUAUAUAAGUAUAACGAAGGUAGGACUUGACACUAAUUUAUUUAUGUCAAGGGUUGAACAUUUUUAAAAUGAAAUUCGAGUAAGCAAGUGCUUGAGAUGAUGAUGGUCGUGUACAAAAAUAAACAAGGCUAAUUUAAAAAAAAUGUUUUUUAGAAUUCCAAACCUAGGUUUCAGACCCUGUAACUUACUGUACAGGCCUACUAUGUUUAAAGCGUAAAUUAAUUAAAAUAAAGUAUUUCAAAUUUCUUUCUUUACAAUGGAAAUUUGUUAGUCACUAUUGAAAACAAUACGAAUCCAAAAAAACAAGGUCGGCUGAGCUUGUUUCGUCUGUUCUGAGAACCAUGGUUCUUUGCAACCCGUAGUUAAUUAGAGUUACUAUGAUGAUAUCAAGUAUGUCUGGACGUUGAAUUAAAGAUCUAGUCUACCAAUAACCCUAUUUAAAUACACACUCUAGAGUAAAAUGCAUAUCUAGAUAAUAAUAACCAGAAAGUGAAAGACGAAGUCGCCACUCGCCAGACCGCUUAGUGCCAGGCGACCUCCAGUCUCUAUUGAGAAGCUUAAGCUGCAGUUAUUUAAUGUACAGUAUACAACAGUAUAAAAACAGUACAGUGUAGUAUAAAAACAAUACUAAAGAUAGACCCUUUCCGAAAUGGUUCUAAAAUUAUAUGCCGUUUCUGAUGGCCCUCCAUCGCUCUCUGUGAGGCAAGCCCUUGUCGCGCUUGAAGUACCAUUUGAAUUGAUUAAUGUGGACUUCGGCGCUGGGGAGCAUAUGACAUCAGAUUAUGCCCUGAUGAAUCCACAAAAAGAAAUUCCUGUUCUUGACGAUGAAGGUUUCUAUUUGAGCGAAAGCAAUGCUAUCCUACAAUAUAUAUGUGAUAAGUACCGUCCUGGCUCACCUUUGUACCCACAGGAUCCUAAGUCCAGAGCUAUCGUAAACCACCGUCUCUGUUUUAACUUAUCAAGCUAUUAUGCUAAUAUCUCAGCCUACACAAUGGCACCUAUAUUCUUUGACUACGAACGCACUCCACUGGGUCUCAAAAAAGUUCACAUCUCAUUAGAUGUUCUUGAGACUUACCUAACCAGAACAAACACAUCCUAUGCGGCGGCCAACCACCUGACUAUAGCUGAUUUCCCCUUGAUCAACUCUACUAUGACAUUAGAAGCUAUAGAUUUUGACUUUUCCAAAUACACGAAGAUACACAAAUGGUACAAUGAUUUUAAGGUGAAGUAUCCAGAUUUAUGGAAAAUUUCGGAAAGCGCCAUGAAAGAGAUCCAACAUUUUGCCGCUAACCCUCCAGACUUGACUCACCUCAACCAUCCUAUACACCCUAUCCGAAAAAUCAAAAAUUAAAUUGGAAUAUUUUUCAUAUUUCCUCACGCAACAGAGGAGCUCCAAACAAGAUUUUUACUUAAAUACAUAUUAUUAUAUUAUUUUGUAAUCGAUACAUGAUGUCUAAUAAAAUAAACGACAAGUUUUU